GUGGAAAAUGGCGUAGGGCGAACGUUUACAUUGAGAAAUUUCUACAAGCUUCUUUUCACUGCGGGCUGAAAUAAACGGAUUAAAAUCUGUAAUUGAAAACGAUGGGGAGAAGCAGGAGCAGAUCGCCUCCACGACGAGAGAGACGCCGCUCGCGCUCGUCUUCCCGGGACCGAGAGCGCAGGCGCAGAGAGAGGGAACGUGAGCGAGAACGCUCGCGCUCGCGGUCUCGAGACCGCGACCGACGUAGGAGCCGCUCGCGCUCACCGCACAGGCGGCGAUCCAGGUCUCCGAGGCGACACCGUUCAUCCUCGCCAUCGCCGCUCAGGCAGAAGGACAGGCGAGAGGACGACCGCAAAGAUUCAAAGGAUAAGCCUGUGAAGGUCCAUCAGAUAUCAGCGGAGGACAUGCAGGGUAAAACAGAAGAGGAAAUCGAGAUGAUGAAGAUGAUGGGAUUUGAUUCCUUUGACUCCUCGAAGGGCAAGAAGGUGGACGGUUCUGUUAAUGCCCACGCCAUCAACGUCACUCAGAAGCGGAAGUACAGGCAAUAUAUGAACAGAAAAGGUGGCUUCAACAGACCUCUGGACUUCAUCGCUUGAUGGAAGAUGGAUCUCCAACUUUUUUCACUUUUUCUCUUCCAUCAUGUGUAUAUUUUAAUUUUUGUUUGUGUUAAUACUACAUGCGUAAAUAUUGUUACUGUUAUAUAUCCAUAGUAUACAUACAUGUACGGAUUUCCUGACUUUGAAUAAAAUGUGGCAACUAA
Molecule: messenger RNA, 760 nt
Organism: Clarias gariepinus (North African catfish)
Lineage: Eukaryota; Metazoa; Chordata; Actinopteri; Siluriformes; Clariidae
Gene: snrnp27
Product: small nuclear ribonucleoprotein 27 (U4/U6.U5)
Exons: 6
Coding region: 102-596 (164 amino acids)
Biological process (GO): RNA splicing
Cellular component (GO): precatalytic spliceosome
Source: RefSeq, a predicted model, not a curated record